AAACAGGUUUAGCAUCGGAUUUCUCAGGCAACGCGAUCGUCGGUGACAUCACCCUUCUUCCAGCAGAAACAUGGCGACAAGGUCGGAGGACGUUCUCGGUGAAAAGUGGGAUAAAUGUGUCGCCGACACGUUAAUUAAAGUUGGUACCGGCUUCGGUGUUGGGGCCCUAUUUUCCCUACUGCUGUUCAAAAGGCGUGCCUGGCCUGUCAUAUUCGGCAUCGGUAGCGGAUUUGGGAUGGGCUACAACAACUGCCAGCACACGUUCAACGAGCCUACAUUGCUGCGCGCCUACGCGCUAAAGGCAAAACAGAAGGAUGCAACACCAGCAGCCACCGCACACAAAUGAUCCUCUCCUGCCAGCUGUACUUAUGUGUUCACAUGGGCUACAAGAUUCUAGUUUUAUGUUUCUUUAUUAAACACUCUUCUGGCUAGUUGA
Molecule: messenger RNA, 436 nt
Organism: Rhipicephalus sanguineus (brown dog tick)
Lineage: Eukaryota; Metazoa; Arthropoda; Arachnida; Ixodida; Ixodidae
Product: MICOS complex subunit Mic10
Exons: 4
Coding region: 71-346 (91 amino acids)
Cellular component (GO): mitochondrial inner membrane; MICOS complex; mitochondrion
Source: RefSeq, a predicted model, not a curated record